Suillus clintonianus is the source of this 1250-nucleotide messenger RNA. Its product is annotated as kinase-like domain-containing protein. Gene Ontology annotation, biological process: protein phosphorylation. Lineage: Eukaryota; Fungi; Basidiomycota; Agaricomycetes; Boletales; Suillaceae. Bases 88 to 1170 code for a protein of 360 amino acids. Gene Ontology annotation, molecular function: ATP binding; protein kinase activity. The record is from RefSeq and is a predicted model, not a curated record. The transcript has 5 exons.
AAUUUACCCUUAUAGGUCCAUAUUUGUUCUCUAUGGUCCAGAACCGACACCUUUAGUUCACACCACAGCUCAGCCAGUUUUCUUAGGAUGGACUCCGUGUCAGCCUCCGCUGCUCAAUCCCAACUUUCCGAACACGAGAUUUGGUGGAGGGACCACUACGACUUCCUCAAAGAAAAGGGCUACAAGCUACGAAGUCGCUACACUCCAGAUUGGGUACCAUCUUGGACGAAUACCAACAAAAUUGACAUAAAUUGCGAGGAUGGAAUCAUGGCACGACACUAUCAUCUGUUAGACGCACAGCGCAUCCAAGAUGGCGCUCGUGUAUCACUCAAACGUAUAAACAUAAAGAUGCACCCGUAUGAGAUAGAAAUCGGCCGUUAUUUCUGUAGCUCCCUUCUCAGUCAAGAUCCAGCCAACCAUUGCGUGCCAAUCUAUGAUGUUCUGCAGGUGCCCGCCGAUGGUAAUCUUGCAAUACUUGUCAUGCCGUUACUUCGAUAUGCUACGGAUCCCUAUUUUGACACGGUUGGAGAAGUUGUAGACUUUAUCCACCAGCUUUUUGAGGGGCUGCGCUUCAUGCAUAGACAUCACGUCGCUCACCGGGAUUGCAUGCAGCUAAACAUAAUGAUGGACGGCAGCAUGUUCAAAGACGCAUGGCAUCCAAGCGACCAAUAUAUGUCGGUGGACCUCAAACGCCCGGCCAGGCAUCGCACACGCACGCAAUCUCCGCCACGAUACUAUUACAUAGACUUUGGCAUCUCCCGCAAAUAUGAUGCGUCCGAUUCCAAUCCACUAGAAAUACCCAUAUAUGGUGGAGACAAAGGAGUACCAGAGUUCGCGCAAGCCUACACCAAACCUUGGAACCCUUUCCCAACUGAUGUUUGGUAUCUUGGGCAUGCCAUUCAAGAAACCUUUCUCGAUUGUUACUCGGGUGUGGAAUUCCUGAACGGUCUGGUGUCGGACAUGAUGCACUCAGAUCCAACACAACGUCCGAACAUGGACGAAGUUUUUUCUCGGUUCCAGGUUCUACGUCAGGGCUUCAGCAACUGGAAAUUACGUUCCCGAGUGGCUCAUGAUGACGAGAGAUCUGUUUUUGAUUUCUUAGCCUAUUGUGCCCGUCGUAUUCAGUACAUAGUGCGCAGGAUUCCCCCAACGCGUACCUCGCUGUUAUAGGCUUCUUUGUAACCAGUCUCCUACAAUGCACAACUUGAAGUUUUCUGCCCUUGGACAUAAGUCCUCGAAUUUAUGGAGUG